Vespa velutina is the source of this 2711-nucleotide messenger RNA. Its product is annotated as carboxypeptidase Q-like. The coding region runs from base 840 to 2288 and encodes 482 amino acids. Gene Ontology annotation, molecular function: metallodipeptidase activity. The transcript is spliced from 8 exons. The record is from RefSeq and is a predicted model, not a curated record. NCBI's taxonomy places the organism in Eukaryota, Metazoa, Arthropoda, Insecta, Hymenoptera, Vespidae. Gene Ontology annotation, biological process: proteolysis; peptide catabolic process.
UACAGAGCGGACACGAAUUCGUCUGAAAUUAGAGGUUACAAAUUAUCCCGAUAGUCAUCGAAAUCCCAAUCGUUAGCCCAAAGGUAACGUUGUUGCGUACCUUUUCCAACCACGGAAUAAUGCAAUCCUUGUGAAAAGUGUGACGGCAAGGUGGCGGCAAUCUUGCGUCUUGAUCGAGCAAUCCCCAAAUACCUGAAUCUCUCAGCAAUCGGGCCAUAUGUAUUAGAUGAUUCGGUGCUUCGCCAUCACCCAACGGCGUCCAGCCCAUUUCUUCGAAGUAGUCCGACAUUUUAUUCGAACGCCCUACCGCGAUCACCGUGUAAUUCUCUAGUUCGAUAUCUUUCGUGACUGUGACACGGCAAAAGUCUUCGCGAUCUUACUGACCGUGCAUCUAAACGUCGGUCCAUAGAUAAUUAUUAUAUAGACGCGAAUAAAUAUAGAUAACACAGGGAGGAACGGUGAUCGUUUUUCAAACUAAAUCUAUCGUCAAGUUAGACCGGUGCCAAGCUUGGUUGGUAAGGUACCAACAGUCAGCAAACUACUGACGGUCGGGAAGCUAUCGAUUAAAGGAUCUUACAUCUUUGAUAAUAAAAUGUCAAUUGUAUAGUUCGAUUAAUAGUAGUCGGAUGAUGCCAAGGGAGGUGCACAGGAUUUGUGAUCCAAUAUAUCCGGUGAAUCACACAGUUCGCUCCAGAGAAAAUCAGUAGUAUACAUUGAGCUCUUGUGGAAAGCGCCUGUCUCCCAUUAGUCAGCUCUUUUACGAUGUCUUGUUAAUACAGGAUCAUAAAAGUAGAUAAUUGAAUACUUAACACUUGAGAGAGAAGGGCGGAAGAGUUACGAUGCGGAUUAUCGGGAAAUGUUUUAUCGCUCUUUGCAUAUUGCUCUUAUCGCAAAGAAUCGGAAAAGCAGAGACCAAGGAUAACGAAGUAGACGAGUGCAGUAGUUUGCCGAGUGAUUUAAAAAACGAGAUUAAAGCGUAUGAACCGUUGGUACAUAAUAUUGUAAACGAAGCUCUCAACGGUACUUUUAAGGGACGAACAUGGCAAGAGUUGGCUGAUUUUGUAGAUAAGUUUGGCCCAAGAUUAUCCGGCACGCAGAUUUUAGAAGAUUCGAUCGAUUAUGUUUUAAAUAAAUCGCAGUCAUAUAAAUUGGAAAAUGUUCACGGUGAAAUUGUCAAAGUACCUCAUUGGGUUAGAGGUUUCGAAGCUGCGACACUUUUACGGCCAAGAAAUAAGACCAUUUCUAUCCUAGGACUAGGAUAUAGCGUUGGUACUCCGGACGAAGGGAUAACAGCUGGUGCUAUUGUCGUAAAUAGUUUUGCAGAACUCAAAAGUAGAGCAAACGAGGUACCCGGCAAAAUAGUCGUAUUUAACGAAAAAUAUGUUUCGUACGGUGAAACGGUGAAAUAUCGUUCGUCUGGUGCGACGAAAGCUGCUGAAUUCGGCGCAGUGGCAGCUCUUAUUAGAUCGGUGACACCGUUGUCGCUGUACACACCUCACACUGGCAUGCAGACGUAUGCCAAGAAGGUCACCAAAAUUCCAGUGGCUUGUAUUACGAUCGAGGACGCCACGCUUUUGAGAAGAAUGUCGAAUAGAGGUGAAAACAUAGUAAUACGUUUGAAAAUGGAAGCAAAAAAUCUGCCUUCGAAAGAAUCGCGAAAUGUCGUGGCCGAACUAACUGGUACCGAUAAGCCAGAAGGUGUUGUCGUAGUGUCAGGACAUAUAGAUAGCUGGGACGUUGGCGAUGGCGCGAUGGACGAUGGAGGUGGUGCUUUUAUCUCCUGGAAUGCUUUACAAUUAUUGAAACAGCUCAAUUAUCGACCUCGCAGGACUGUCAGGAUGAUUAUGUGGACUGCCGAAGAAUUGGGAAUAAUAGGAGCGCAACAUUACAUAAAAGAGCACAAAGCUGAAGAAAGAAAUUUGCAAUUUGUGAUGGAAUCGGACAUUGGAACAUUUAUUCCUUUGGGUAUAGAAUAUACUGGAACGCCAUACGUGGGAUGUGUUUUGCGAGAGAUUUUGGGACUUAUGUCCCCUUUGGGAGAGAUGAAAGUGCGGACACCAAAUGCCGGACCCGAUAUAGAGUAUUGGAUAAAGGCUGGCGUCCCUGGUGGAUCUCUUUGGAACAAAAACGAUAAAUACUUUUACUAUCAUCACAGUAAAGCGGACACUAUGCUGGUGGAAGAUCCAGAAUCUCUUGACAUGGGAACAGCUUUGUUUGCAGCUGUAUCUUACGUCUUAGCAGAUCUUAGUAUCGAUCUACCUCGGCACAAUUCACUCGGAGAUAGUUAAAUUUGAAUAUGCCAGAGUACAAAAUACUCUAACAAGGGAGAAAGAUAGAAACAAGUUAUUAUAUGCGAAUAUUUAUCAGCAGGUACAUACAUUCUAUCUUUAUUCUGAAAUGUAACGUCUCCCAAAUUGUAUGUUGCUUAUGUAUCUUGUAAUACAGCAACAACCCGUACAAACAUAUUUUAGGCCAUUCCAGAUGGCCUAAUCGUCAUUUCCGAGUUCACCGUAUCUGUGCGUAUAUUUUAUGAGUAUAACAAAUACUUGGAGCGUGAAGUACUUGGGCUAUUAUCGCUCGUAUAAUUUAAAUUGGUCUUUCCGCACAACGGAGAAUACAUGAAACGUAUACGAUCUUCCAAAUCCUUGUAAUCUUUAUCUCCUUCUUUCGGAGAAAUAUAUAAUGCAAUUAAAUCAGGUUUUAACUUAAAA